Panonychus citri (citrus red mite) is the source of this 1138-nucleotide messenger RNA. RefSeq lists its product as uncharacterized. NCBI's taxonomy places the organism in Eukaryota, Metazoa, Arthropoda, Arachnida, Trombidiformes, Tetranychidae. The record is from RefSeq and is a predicted model, not a curated record. The transcript has a single exon. Bases 146 to 919 code for a protein of 257 amino acids.
UUUGUUUUGUUUCUUAAUCUUCAUUUAGUUUUCGGAAUAAUAGUUCCUUUUUUUCAUGUAGAUUUUAAUUUCAUUUGACUUGUGAAUUUGUAAAUUGUUUUAUUGAAGAACUACCGUAAAUCCAAUCGAUUGAUAAUAUUCCAGAAUGGCUGCUAAUCCACAAUGGUCCACGUGCAUUACAUUGGACUCUUUGGUCGCCGAUAUCGAAGUUGAACAAGAUAAUAUUGACAUUCAAAAGGAAGAAGAGGAGAGAAUCAAUGUUCAGAUGCAACACAAAAUUCGCCAGCGAAUGCUACUAAUGAGUUUGGACCAAUUACGAGCCAAGGACAACAAAAGGAAAAUCGCUCAACCUCCACAAUCAACAAUAAACAUCAACGGUGAACAUGGUUGGCUCAGUCCAUUAUUAACUAACUUAGAUCGAGCUCAUCGAUAUGUCAAGAGUAGAGCCCAGAAAACUGAACAAUGGAGUAAACUGUUUCCUUCUGCAUCUCAAAGCUUCGAGAGUAGAUGUUCAGAGCUGCGACAAGAUCUGCUGAGACUUGAACUCAAUAUUGACCGAUUCAAGAAUAUAUUAACUAAACAAUUGGAUUCAACUGAAAUGAAAAUGAAGUCUUUCGUUGCCGAUUUUCAUCUUGAAUCUUUCACUCAGGGAAUAAGUGAUGAAGAUGAAGAGACCAGAGAAUCAAAUCCUGUCGAUGUUGACUACGAGAACGAAACGGCCAUCGAUUGUCGUGAUAUGGAGCCAGUUCGUGAGAUCCGCGAUAUCAACGAUGAUUCUCCCAUACCAGUCGAUGACAUUACAGGUGAUAUAAACUUCGAGGACGAAGAUGUUUGUCCAGCAUCGCCCAUACCGACAAUCAAACCAACCGUUACAAUCAAACAAGUUAAAAUGUCUCGAUCUAAACAGAAGAGUCGAUGAUAGAUGAAUGAAUCUUUUAAGUAAUCGUUUUAUUACUUGAUAGUUUUUUAAUUAUCGGCUGAGGAAGUGAAGAUUUGGUUAAUCAUCAUCCAAGCGAAAGCAAAAGAGUAAUAAAAAUAAAGCAUCAAGCAAUUUCGACCUGUAAUGAUCGAGGUAAUCAGUACAAUUUAUUUAUCUAUUAAACUUUUUGGCUUCUUUCUCACCAAACAUUCAUUUAAA